Molecule: messenger RNA, 2015 nt
Organism: Phlebotomus argentipes
Lineage: Eukaryota; Metazoa; Arthropoda; Insecta; Diptera; Psychodidae
Product: galactose mutarotase
Exons: 4
Coding region: 703-1926 (407 amino acids)
Biological process (GO): glucose metabolic process; beta-D-galactose catabolic process via UDP-galactose, Leloir pathway
Molecular function (GO): aldose 1-epimerase activity; carbohydrate binding
Source: RefSeq, a predicted model, not a curated record
CGAUAUUCAUCUUCGACGGCUGGAUCUUAUCUCACUUUAACUUACAAUGUUUCCAGUUUUGCCACAACAUUAACUCUGGAGUGUUUUAGCGAUAUCUUCCUUGAAAAACUAUUUAUUUUGCGGCACAAAAGCAGUGUCAGUCAAUUUGUGGGCAGAAAAGCGUGAGCACGUCGCGCUUUUUCACACACAACCGGAGGUGAACUUACUAUAUGAAGUAUUGAUAAUCGAUAACGUGGAAUACGGCACACAAGACCUGUUCAGCACUCCAACCUGGAGAGUGUGAGUGAAAAACGCUGCAAUUGACACGCUUUUCACUGAAAAUUUAUUUGUUAGGAAGUGAUAAAUCUCGUGAAUCUGCAAUUGCGUCAUAUUUCUCGCUAGCAAUAUCAAUUUAGUGAACAUAUUUGCUAAGUGACAAUAAAUGUCUCACCACAUAUUUCUUCCCCAAACAUCUUAAGUGCAGGACAUUUCCAUGGAAAUAGAAUACUUUCUUAGAAAAUCGAGGUCAAAGGGUAAUUACUUCCUAUCACUCUGACCCUGUCACAUCGCGAAGACUGAAUAUUUCAGAUGACUUUUUGGCUGAUUGACUCAACCCAUGAGCGAUACAGUAUAUCUGAGUGAUAUUUUAUUGAUGAGUCAAAUUGAAUUAAUAAUAGUGUACCUGCGGAUAAGCGAGAAUAAUCAAGCAAAUUGUUUGUGAUAAUGUCUGAGCGAGCAGAAGAGCGCGAUUCGCAGGCGAGGCAGUCCGGACAAGUGUCAGUGAUCCAGAAAGAAGGUUCUCAGUCACGAUCAGAGAGUGAGAGGAAUUUCUACAGCAUGGGAAUGGACAAGGGCAGCUCAGUGAGUCUCUCGGUGGACAGUUUUGGACUCGUGAAGGAUCCAGUGACGAAGAAGGAGGAGACAGUCUGGGUCUACACAUGGAGGAACUCCUUGAGUCGCGUUUCAGUCAAGGUCAUCAGUUACGGCGCCACAAUCUUGUCCGUGGAAGUUCCGGACAAGAAUGGAGUUCUGCAGGACGUGGUCAUGGGAUUUGACUCUCUCGAGGGCUACUUCAAUCCUCUGAAUCCCUAUUUCGGCGCCACUGUUGGCCGAGUGGCGAACAGGAUUGCUCACGGGAAGUUCUCUCUGGACGGCAAGGAUGUCCAAGUGGCCAAGAACUGGAAUGGGAAGCAUCAUCUUCACGGUGGAAUUGUUGGAUUUGACAAAUUCAACUGGACUGGCUUCGUGGACGGCAACGCCCUUGUGCUCAGUCACUUCUCUCCGGACGACUUCGAGGGCUAUCCGGGCGAUUUGCUGGUUCAAGUACGCUACGAAUUGACCGACGAUGACGCCCUGAAGAUCAAUUUCUCUGCCACGACAUCGAAAUUGACUUCUGUAAAUCUCACCAAUCAUUCCUACUUCAAUCUGGCCGGUCAUGAUGCUGGAAAUGAGGAGAUUUACAAACACUUCGUGGUCAUCAAUGCUGAUAAAAUCACUGAGACGGACAGUGAGUCUAUUCCUACUGGAAAACUCCUUGAAGUCGGAGGAACUGCCUUCGAUUUGCGCUCUGGAAAGACUCUCGGAGAGGCUUUCAAAGCCACAGCAGCCAAUGGGUAUGACGACAAUUUCUGCGUGACCAAGUACAGCCAGGGAGAUUCCUUCGUGGCCAGAGCUGUGCAUCCGCCGUCUGGGCGCUUCCUGGAAGUCUACAGCGAUCAGCCUGGCGUGCAAUUCUACACGGCGAACUUCCUGCCGGAUCCCAAAGACUCUGCAUCGCCGAAGCUGCACGGCAAAGGCGGAGGAUUGUAUCAGAAGCACGGUUCGUUCUGCUUCGAAACCCAAAAAUUCCCGGAUGCCGUGAAUCACGACAACUUCCCGUCGACAAUCUUGAAGCCAGGAGAGACUUAUCAGCAUCUCUGCGUCUACAAAUUCGGCUGGCAAAAGUAACUUUUCUUACCUAUGAAUAUUGUUUUAUUACUUUUGCUAUAAUAAACGGUCUGGUAGAGUUUACCACUGAGAGAGUCGUGACUUGGGAU